Messenger RNA from Jatropha curcas, 3708 nucleotides. RefSeq lists its product as uncharacterized. Gene Ontology annotation, molecular function: gamma-tubulin binding; microtubule minus-end binding. Lineage: Eukaryota; Viridiplantae; Streptophyta; Magnoliopsida; Malpighiales; Euphorbiaceae. Gene Ontology annotation, biological process: spindle assembly; cytoplasmic microtubule organization; meiotic cell cycle. The record is from RefSeq and is a predicted model, not a curated record. Gene Ontology annotation, cellular component: spindle pole; microtubule organizing center; gamma-tubulin complex.
UUUCUCGACUCUGAAUUCCUUUCACCAAAAAAAAAACAAAAGGGGGGGGGCAAUAGGCUAAACAUGCGCUUCCGCUCUCUUUUACUUGAAAAAAUUUAAAAGAUCGAGCAGAACUGGGAAUAAAAAUGCAGGAAGAACCCAGUUGAAAUCAAGUGGAAAAGUUGCAUCUUUGUGAUUUGUUCGUGACAUUGGUCACUCUUUUCUGUAGUUUCACAUUUGAUUGAUUUGGGGACAUCCAUGUCUGCCCAAACUCAAACUUCUUUAAUUUUUGGUGAUGGAAUACAUUAUGCCACGCCCAUUAUCUCCUCAACGAGGACAAGUGAAGGGGAGGUGGUAAAAGGUGUCCUGCGAAUGAUGCAGGGACUGUCCGGUUCCAUUUUUUGUUGGGACUAUAUAAAGCAGAAUUUUUAUGUUUCCAAAAACGGGAUAUAUGUCACCCAUCUUUCCCUUUCUAGCCUUCACAACAUUCUACAACAGUUCUUGUAUUCUGCUACUUGUUUGCAGCUUGUUCAAGUUAAGGUCAAUAGAUUGAAGUUGGAGACUAAUAUGCCUACUCUCAGGGCUUUUGCAUCUUCUGUUUCUCAAUGGCUUAAGAGGUUGAGAAAUAUUGCUCUAAAGGAAGAAAUGAAGAUGUGUAACUCUAGUGUUGGAAUCACUCCUACACUUUUGGGAUUGUCAAGUUCCUUAUCCAGUCUUUGCUCAGGUGCUGAAUUCUUAUUGCAAAUAGUGCAUGGGGCCAUUCCUCAAGUGUACUUUGAGACUAACUCAUCCAUUCCAGCGUCUGAAAUGGCUGUUCAUAUCCUAGACUAUCUUUACCAGAAACUUGAUGAAGUGUGUCUUGUGCAAGGUGGUGAGGAGGAGGCAUAUUUAAUGGUGCUUCAUAUUCUUGUUGGAAGUUCAUUACCAUACAUGGAGUUUCUCGAUUCUUGGCUUUUCAAAGGAACACUUGAUGAUCCUUUUGAGGAGAUGUUCUUUUAUGCUAACAGAACAAUCUCAAUUGACGAGUCUGAGUUCUGGGAGAAGAGCUAUCAAUUGAGGCAAGUACAAAGUAAGAAGUUUGAGGCUUCUGCCAAUCCCUUAGCAAAUAACAAGAAGGAAUUGGGUGCAAGGGAUUCUGUUUCUUGGUCUAUUUCUGCGAAGGGUAAGGAGCAAAACAGCAAGGAGCUUCAAGCGUGUCCUUUGUUUAUUAAGAACAUGGCAAAGUCCAUUGUCUCUGCUGGAAAAUCAUUGCAGCUGAUCCGCCAUGUUCCUUUGUCAUUCUCAAUGGUAUCUGGCAAAAACAUAGACAGUGACAUUGAUGGUCCUAGAGGUUCUGAGGAUUUAAGCAGUCAGAAACAGAGCAUAGCUGGGUUAAACUUGUCUGAGAUUUUCUGUAUAUCAGUAGCAGGUCUCAUAGGACAUGGUGAUCACAUCUCUAGGUACCUAUUACAGGAUGACCCGUGCAAAAUUAAGGUUGUCCAAUUGGUGUCUGAUAUGAUUAGUGAAAAGGUGAGGGAUGGGAAUGGUGAAAGAUGGCCUGAAAAACUGAAUGUUGUAGAAUCCACAAAUAAGGAUGGAAUUGACUUUCCUGAAGCAGAAAGAGGCAAUAUUACUGCAGGUUUGGGGAAUGAAAUGUCCCUCCAAAGGUCAUUCUGUCCAGAAAAUCCAGUGCUCACUGUGUGUCAAAAUUUACUUGAUAAGCAUAAAGAUUCCUGGAAAAUGUUGAACAUAUCUAAGAAUUUCGAUCUACCUCCUUUAAAUGAUGAGAUCUUACGAGAGGCUGUAUUUGGUGGUCAGAGUGGGUUAUCAUCUGCAGUUAAAGGAACAAAUUAUACUUUUGGUUUUCAGUUUGGUAAAUCUGAAUAUCUUCGUGCACAGGAUGACAAAAAACUGUUAGAAGUCUUGUUUCCUUUUCCUACUCUUCUUCCUUCUUUUCAGGAUGAUAUCUGUAUGUCAGAGCUCUUACCUUUCCAGAAGAAUAGCACACUUGCAGCAAGAGUUCUUAGCUGGAUUCAAAGUAUUGAACCAAGAACGAUGCCACUUCCACUAAUUAUUAUGCAGGACUGCUUAACUGUCUAUGUCAAGCAGCAGGUGGAUUAUAUUGGCCAACUUAUAUUGUCAAAGUUGAUGAAGGAUUGGAGACUGAUGGAUGAGCUUGCAGUUUUGCGUGCCAUAUUCUUGUUAGGUUCAGGUGAUCUACUACAACACUUUUCAACUGUAAUUUUCAGUAAGCUGGAUAGAGGAGAAACCUGGGAUGAUGACUUUGAGUUAAACUUGGUGCUACAGGAAUCCAUUAGGAACUCUGCUGAUAGCAUGCUGCUAAGUGCUCCAGAUUCAUUGUUUGUGUCCAUCAUCAAGAAUCAUGGUUUAGAAAGCGAUGAGCUACCCAGUACACCGAACCUUGCUUCAACACCUCGUAAGAUUCGUCCACACAGCUUUGGAAUUGAUGGUCUUGAUUCUCUGAAAUUCACAUAUAAGGUCUCCUGGCCACUUGAACUGAUUGCUAAUGCAGAUGCAAUUAACAAGUAUAACCAGGUCAUGAGGUUUUUGUUGAAGGUCAAGCGUGCGAAAUUCGUACUUGACAAAGUUCGAAGAUGGAUGUGGAAGGGUAGAGGCACUAUGACAAAUAGCCAGAAACGGCACUGGUUGGUGGAGCAGAAACUCCUCCAUUUUGUGGAUGCCUUCCACCAGUAUGUAAUGGACAGGGUAUAUCACAGUGCUUGGCAUGAACUCUGUGAAGGUAUGGUAACAGCUGGUUCUCUGGAUGAAGUCAUUGAAGUACAUGAGGCCUACUUAUUAUCAAUUCAGCGGCAAUGUUUUGUGGUUCCGGAUAAGCUGUGGGCCUUAGUUGCAAGUCGAGUCAACAGCAUCCUUGGAUUAGCUCUGGACUUUUACUCUAUACAGCAGACAUUAAAUAUUGGUGGAGCCACUUCUGCAAUGAAGACUAGAUGCGAAAUGGAAGUGGACAGAAUCGACAAACGGUUUGAUGACUGCGUCGCUUUUCUCCUAAGAAUCUUGUCUUUUAAACUCAAUGUGGGACACUUCCCUCAUUUGGCUGAUCUGGUGACUAGAAUUAAUUACAACUAUUUCUACAUGUCUGAUAAUGGAAGCUUGAAGACUGCCAUUACCUCUGAAACUAUUACUUCAAGACUGGGGAAAGCCUUUGGUGCAAGAAUGGACUGAUUAAAUUAGCAUGGCGCUGCUUACAAUGCCGUGUGUCAAUAUGGGAUGUGAGUUUUUUUUUUUCUUUAUUUCUGCCAUCCAAAAGUAAAUUCUUCAGCGAUGUUCCUAGCCAUAUGAAUGCUGCAGAAAUCAGUGAGAGUGUAGAAUUGGGAAAUAGUGUACAGUUCAGUGCCAGAAGGUGCAAAGGCAAUGACUCGAGCAACAUUCGGCUAAUGAAAUGUUAAUAUCUGCAUAUAUCUGGUUAUCAAACUUAUUUCGGCUUUAAUUGGUGCUCGAUGCAGAUGGUUUGAGUUGGACUUGAAUGUUGUCUUCUUGCUUAUAGUUUGUUCUCAUUUGUCCUCCUUUCUUUUCACCUCUUAUGUACUGUAUAGAUAUAUAGGUAUGUCAUAUCUGCCAGUUUUGUUGGUAAAAUUUAACAGCAGAGAUGUAUGGUGUAAAUGGAUGCUUUUGUUUCCGGUGCUUUUGGCAUUGUAUAAGUAACACACAUGAAUGAUGCACCUGCUGGUCGGACUUAUUAUGCAUAAACCGAGAUUUAAUCAAACCAAA